GAGGAGCAGCAGAAUAAAGAGAAAUACAGAGAGCUCCACACACAUCAGUAAGUAGCUGUAAGAAGACAAGAGUGAAGGAGGGAGCACAUAAAACGAUAAGAAAGAAUAGAAAGAGGAAAGAAAAGAAGAAACUAAAUAAAAAGAAGAAAGUGAAAGGUUGAGGGAGUUGUUGCUCAGUUGGGAAUCCAUCCAGCAAGACUGCAGAGAGACUUCACUUUGUGUCCAAGUGAAGGGACAAAACCAGUGUGACUUAGAGUGUGUACUGGGAGGACGGACUGGUUUCUACCCACAGUGAGCAGACUGCCAAGCAGCAUGGCCGACAGCGUGAACGAGGAGUCGGAUUAUAACCCGGGGAAAGAUGAGCUGGACUGGGGCUACGAGGAAGAAUGGGGACUCCAUUUCCCAGCAGCCAACGGCGAGUACCAGUCUCCCAUUAACUUAAACUCCAGGGAGGCUCAGUACGACCCGUCCCUCCUGGACGUCGGCUUAUCACCAAACUACGUGGUGUGUCGAGACUGUGAGGUCAUCAACGACGGACACACCGUCCGCAUCCUUCUCAAGUCCAAAUCAGUGGUUACCGGAGGUCCGUUGCCUAGCGAUCAUGAGUACGAGCUUCAUGAGGUUCGAUUCCACUGGGGCAAAGAGAACCAGAGAGGAUCAGAGCACACCGUCAACUUCAAGGCUUUCCCUAUGGAGCUCCACCUGAUUCACUGGAACAGCACUCUGUUCAACACUUUGGAGGACGCUCUUGGGAAGAAGAACGGAGUCCUCACCAUCGCUCUGUUUGUGCAGAUUGGUAAAGAGCAUCUGGGUCUGAAGGCCAUCACUGAAGUUCUACAGGACCUGCAGUACAAGGGGAAGAACAAGAUAAUCCCCUGCUUCAACCCCAACACUCUGUUACCUGACCCUUUACUGAGAGACUACUGGGUGUAUGAAGGAUCUCUGACCACACCACCGUGUAGUGAAAAUGUGACCUGGAUCCUCUACCGCUACCCUCUCACCAUCUCACAGUUACAGAUUGAGGAGUAUCGGAGGCUGCGGUCCCAUUACAAAGGGGCGGAGCUACUAGAAGGGAAUGAUGGCAUGUUGGGGGACAACUUCCGUCCCACCCAGCCGCUCAGCGACCGGACAGUUCGUGCCGCCUUCCAGUGACUCUCACCUUCCAGUGCCAACUCAGAAAAACUAUGGGACCUACUGAUCCGAGAACAAAAGGAGAGAAGGAAGAAGAAGUGUGAAGAGAGGAAUGGAAAUAGAGGGAGAGAGAGAGGGAAGGGUGAUGUGGUUGUAGAUCAGCUGCAGACUGAAGGUGGACAAAGAAACUAUUGAUCUCACACCUUCAGUGUGUGCUUUGUGUAGGUGUGUCCUUUACUCCCCCCGCUCAUUCUUACUGUAUUUGUGUAUGUGAUUGUAACAUCCUCCAUCCUCCCUGUGUAUGUGUGUCUCUAGUAUUAUUGUACGUGUGUGUGUGUCCUGAUUAGAUGAUAGGAGGCUUUACUACCGGCCCGUCUCUGCUGUCAAAACAAGAGGAAGCGUGAACCACAGAUACACACACACACACACACACGCACAC
This is a messenger RNA of Sebastes umbrosus (honeycomb rockfish), 1570 nucleotides long. It is a transcript of the gene ca8, whose product is annotated as carbonic anhydrase VIII. Lineage: Eukaryota; Metazoa; Chordata; Actinopteri; Perciformes; Sebastidae. The coding region runs from base 313 to 1152 and encodes 279 amino acids. The transcript has 9 exons. The record is from RefSeq and is a predicted model, not a curated record. Gene Ontology annotation, molecular function: zinc ion binding; carbonate dehydratase activity.